GGGGCGCGGAGCAGCAUGUAUAACCCGGGCGGGCCCGGGCUGCCCGGCGGGCGGCGGCGACGCGGGGCGGCGGGCGGCAGCGGGGGGCUGCCGAAGCAACCGGAACGCAGCCUGGCCUCGGCGCUGCCCGGAGCGCUGUCCAUCACGGCGCUGUGCACGGCGCUGGCGGAGCCGGCCUGGCUCCGCAUCCACGGCGGGACCUGCGGGCGGCAGGAGCUGGGAGUGGCCGACGUGCUGGGAGCCGUGAGGGCCGAGCUGCUGCGGGAUUACUGCAUGAACCCUCAGACCGUUCUGCUGCUUCGUGUCAUCGCCGCCUUCUGCUUCCUGGGCAUCAUCUGUAGCCUCUCAGCCUUCCUGCUGGACGUCUUUGGGCCCAAACACCCGGCCCUGAAGAUCACUCGUCGUUAUGCUUUUGCUCACAUCCUCACAGUCCUGCAGUGCGCCACCGUCAUCGGGUUCUGCUAUUGGGCCUCAGAGCUGAUCCUGGCCCAGCAGCAGCAGCACAAGAAGUACCACGGCUCCCAGGUCUACGUCACCUUCGCUGUCAGCUUCUACCUGGUGGCUGGAGCUGGGGGAGCCUCCAUCCUCGCCACUGCUGCCAACCUGCUGCGGCAUUACCCCACCGAGGAGGAGGAGCAGGCCUUGGAGCUGCUGUCUGAGAUGGAGGAGAACGAGCCUUACCCUGCAGAGUAUGAGGUGAUCAAUCAGUUCCAGCCGCCUCCAGCUUACACCCCCUGAUGCUGCGGGGCACGGGGAUGGCUUCCUGCCUCCCUAAACUCUCCUUGGAUUGGGGACACCGUCCUCAGUGCUUCGCUCUGGGGCACGAGAGCAGCUCCUUGCCUCCCUAAACUCUCCUUGGAUGGGGCUGCUGUCCCAGUGCUUUGCAGUCCAGGCACCUCGAGGCUCUCCUGAUUUUUUUCUUUUUUUCCCCCCCCCUGUGCCAGGGGAAGAACUGCUUUUAGAACGGGAUUUCUUCAUCCGAAGCCUCCCUUUGUUUUAUGAACUCUGUGUUGUGAUUUUAACCCUUUUCUCUUCCACCAACUGAAAUAACACCGCUGUGGGGCUGAGCUCUUCCCAAUCCCAUGGACGAUGGGGUCAUCAUGCUGUGCUGGAGAUGAAUUCCCACCCAAUGAACGUGGCCCCAGCUCCGUAUUUAUCCAUCUCCAUAGGAAGUGUGCAGGUGGGGAGAAGCCUUUUGCAGCAGCAGCAGCACGACUUGGGACAGGCACAGUGCCUCUCCUGCACCGAGCACACGCAUUUUGCACUUUAACUCACAAGGCUCUGCUGAUGCAGGGAGUUCUGAGGGGUGCAGAGCUGCUGCCCCCCCCAGCUCCUGUUGUUUUUAACAGAGAUGAAUGGAGACUUUUGUACAGCGCCGGCUCUGAGGAGCAGAUCGAGUCCAUGCCAAGUGAUGGGCUGUGGCUUUUAUGCAAGAUCCCAACGCCUCCACCCCGAUUGGGAAUUUUUUGGCUUCUUGUUCCCUUUCAGAGUCUUUGUGUCCCGCUUUGGGUUACCUCUGCACGCCCUGGGGAGGCGCUUAACCCUGAGCUGUGCAGCCAGCCCUGCAGCAACCUGAGCACCCAGCAGGGCGAGCGUUGCUUCGGGGCUGUCUGAAACAAAGAAGGGAAGCAAAGCGUGCCCACAGCCAUCCCCUGAGCACCGUGCUGCUGGGAAAGCUCAGCCCCAGGAGGAGAUUUAGGGCAGGAACGCUGCUGGAUGCAGCUCCCUCUCUUCCUGACGCUCCCCCCCCUCCUCCUCCUGCACCGCAGCAGCACUGCUAUGCAACGUGUGGCCGCGUCAGUGCCAGCAGUGACCCGGAGUCAGCAGGGCUGUGCUCGGGGAGCAGCCAGCAUUGAGCUGUGGGGAGGGAUUCCACGCAGCCCUCACGCUCCCCCCAUCCCGACGUGGGCUGUGCUGCAGCCCCAGGUGCCGCUGCUGCGUUGUCCCAGAACCAUUGAGACCCCCCUCCCCAAAUCCUCCUUACCCCGUGAUUAUAUGCAAGAGAGGGCUGGACUGUAAAUAGUCUGUGCAUACACGUUGUAUUUCUGUACAAACACACACGACGAUAAAGGAGAAUGAGACGA
Messenger RNA from Phasianus colchicus (ring-necked pheasant), 2084 nucleotides. It is a transcript of the gene TMEM127, whose product is annotated as transmembrane protein 127. Gene Ontology annotation, biological process: negative regulation of cell population proliferation; negative regulation of TOR signaling. The record is from RefSeq and is a predicted model, not a curated record. NCBI's taxonomy places the organism in Eukaryota, Metazoa, Chordata, Aves, Galliformes, Phasianidae. Gene Ontology annotation, cellular component: membrane.